AUGUUCUUUAAUUUAAAUUCAACAAACGUCGAUGCUAAGAACUACUCUGCAGAAUUCUCAGUUGAACUGAACUCGCCAAAUUCAAUUUUCAAAAGCAUAUCUGAAGUAAUUUUUGUCUACUGGUGUGUGUUUUUACUCCAGUUAUUACAAGUUCCAGCUUAUUUGGUUAUUAUCGUAAGAUAUCAUUGCAUUCUAUUGAGUCACUUAUCCGCUGGAAGUACGCGUAUCUUGCCUUCAUAUUUUUUAUACAAUUGA
Brugia malayi is the source of this 255-nucleotide messenger RNA. RefSeq lists its product as uncharacterized. The coding region runs from base 1 to 255 and encodes 84 amino acids. The record is from RefSeq and is a predicted model, not a curated record. The transcript is spliced from 3 exons. Lineage: Eukaryota; Metazoa; Nematoda; Chromadorea; Rhabditida; Onchocercidae.